AUGAGCACUGUCGCGGCAGACGAAGAGACCGCGAUCUCCGGCGAGACGUUCGGCGAGUCGCCCCGCCAGACGCCUCCGUCCAGCAGCGCAACAGAACAAAGCGCGCCGACUGUGCCGCGCGACGUCUUGGCGGAGAUUUCUGCUUUGCGGGAGAGAGUGCAGUUUCUGGAGCGGCUGGACGGUGCCGACUUGGUUUUGGACGACGAAGAACCACUCCCGAUACGGCGAUCUACCCGGCGUGCGCGGAAAUGGGUGCAGAGCACAGAGACCAAGGCCAACGAACGGGCGCCGGAGCGCGUCAAGCUCGGCAACGGCGAUGGCCAAAGUGGCGACGCGGUCAGCACCGGGGAAGUCAAAAACGCCAUAGGCCAUACUUCCAGGAACGGAAGGCGCUACUUUGCAACUAUAAAAGAGUAUGACUAUUGGUUUGACAUGCAUAAGCAGCCCAUCGAAGGCCAGCGCAUCCCCGCUUCGCUCCGGCCCGUCUACACCGGCAAGCUCGGCCCGCGCAACCAGUGGGACCCGGACGAGGGCGGCGACUGGGACAGCGACGAGUCGACGCGCACGCGCGACUUUGACUACUUCCAGGCGCGGCUGCGCGGCGACUUUGAGUGGGAGAUUGACCGUCUGAACAUGCAGAAGCGGCGCUACGCCGCCUUCAAGAAGAAAAAGCAGCAAAAGGAGGACCUGAAGCGUCUGCGAGCCCGGGCGGACCAGCGACAAGCCGACGGCACCGAGCACGGCCUGGCACCGCACGGCGCCGAGACCGCGCACACCUUGCCCAAGAUGGAAACCCUGGACUGGGCGUCCUUCUCCAGCAUCUUCUACGGGCAGCGGCAGCCGUUCUCCGUCAUCUGCAUUUUGGCGGGCGAGCCCAAGAUCUCCACCACGGUCCCCUUUCUCAAGCACCUUUUCAAGCCGCAGGUCGCCCAGAGCACGGCCGACAAGGACAAGCCGCUGGUCACGUACAACGGCCACACGGCGCUGCCGGAGCGCAUCUGCAUCAGAUCCGAGCCCCUGAUCAAUCUGCUGGCGCGCAUCUGCGACACGGAAAUCCAGCCUGGCAGCGAAGAAGACGACGCCAAGGUCGUGCUGCUGCGUCCCUACCGUAUGCUGACGCACCACGAGGCGAACAUCCGCGACAUGUACGAGAAGCUCAAAGAGGAGACCGCCCGGAUGCGGGAGAACCUGCCCGGCAUCGACGCUGAACCACCGGCAGCUGCUGACCAGGCUGCUGACCAGGCUGCUGACCAGGCUGCUGACCAGGCUAGUGCUGCUGUCGCGGACACCGUCCCCGAGGCCUCCCCGGUGCCCGCUGUUGUGCCACCACACCCGGAAUACAAGAAAACCAAGACCGAGCUCGAGCUCCUGGGCUGCCUGAUCGGGUUCAUGGACGACUACCUUGCCAAGCGCAUGGCGUGGCUGCGGUCCGUGCGCUGCGAAAAGAUGUUCUUCUCGGACAUCUGGCACCUGUACCGGCCCGGCGACUUUGUCAUCUCGACCACCGGCAAGCAGGCCUACCAGGUGGUCUCCGUGGACGCCGGCAAGCACAUUGGCAAGGACCCCUUCAGCGCCUUUGGCAAGUGGAAGGACAACGCCGACGACAAGCGCGACAACGAAGCCCAGAGCGCCGUUCUCAACUGCGUCUACAUCGAUUACGACGGCACCGCGCUCGGCCCCGUCGUUCACGAGGUGGUCGUCAAGAAUUUUGACGGCGAGCGCAUGAUCUCCGCCAUGGAUGUGCUGCCGCUGCGCCACCACGUCGCCAAGAGCCCCGAGGUCGCGCGCGCUGUGACCGGCCUCAAGGACAAUGCUGAGGCCGUCGAGCAGCUGCUCGACGACGAGGUCGCGCGCUUGGAGAAGCGCCUGAUGGAGCGCGGCCACCGGUUUGUGGACGUGGCGGCCGUCAAGCACAUGUACUAUGCCGGCCUGACCAUCGACAAACGCGACGAGGUUGAGAGCCAGGUCAUGAUCGACGUGCAAGAGGCCUUUGGCGAGGAAGAGAUCGGCGAGCAGCGGCCCACCUUCAACCGCAUCCCCGGCAUAUACGAGGACCGCAGUCGCGGCGAGGCCACGUGCAGCGCCGAGUGCUGCAUCGGCCAGAACGUACACAGCGACAUUCUUUUGCAGGCCAAGGCGCACGAGGCGUUUGUGGCCAGCAAGAUGGAAGCCCACGAGGGCCACACUAGCAACGCCGACCCCAGCCAGACCACGCAGCCGCCCGUCUCGCUGUUUCCGCGCAACCUGGCCGAAGUCAAGGCCGACGUCAGCAUCCUGAGCAAGGCUGAUCUCAUGAUCAUGUCGUACUGUGUCUACGGCUUUGUCCUGCGGGACCGUUCCUGGGCACGACUGGACCUGGACAAUGUCAGCGACAUUGACAAACCAGCUGGAUCUGGGGAUGCCGCCGCCGACAACGACGAGGAAGACGAUGAUGACGACGACGGCGCCGGCGCCGGCGGCAAGACGGCCUUUUCCCGCCUCGUUUUGCCUGGCGGACACAAGCGCAUGGUCCUGUCGCUGGUGUCGCAGCACUUCCGAAACAAGGCCUCUCAGAAGCACCGCGACGAACGGGUGGACAUUGUCAAGGGCAAAGGAAAGGGCCUGAUCAUUCUUCUUCACGGUGCUCCAGGUGUCGGAAAGACGACCACCGCUGAGGGCGUGGCCGAAAAGUUCAGCAAGCCGCUGUUCCAGAUCACAUGCGGCGACCUCGGCAGUGAUGCCAAAGAAGUCGAGGAGUCCCUGCAGAAGAAAUUCUCGCUGGCCAGCCGAUGGGACUCCAUCCUGCUGCUCGACGAGGCCGACGUGUUCCUAGCCGCCCGCCGGCGCAACGACUUUUCCCGCAACGGACUGGUAGCCGUGUUCCUCCGCGUGCUUGAGUACUACGCCGGCAUCCUCUUCCUCACCACGAACCGCAUCGGCGACCUCGACGAGGCCUUCACCUCGCGCAUCCACAUGAUCCUGCACUACCCGCGGCUCGAGGAGCUGCCCACCGUCAAGAUCUGCCGCCUCAACCUGGCCAUGAUCCGCAAGCGCUACAUCGACGCUGGGCGCUCCAUCAAGAUCGACAAGGACGCCAUCGAGGAGCACAUCCGCGACUACUGGCGCGACAACGACGAGGCGCGCUGGAACGGCCGCCAGAUCCGCAACGCCUGCCAGACCGCGCUCGCGCUCGCCGAGUACGACGCGCAGCCGUCCGACAAAAAGUACGACCUCACCGUGCAGUCCGACGCCAAGGUCCACCUCAAGGUCGGCCACGUCGAGCGCGUGUCCGACGCCUACCUCAAGUUCUUCGACUACCUCAAGAAGGUGCACGGUACUGACAACGAGACGCGCGCCAAGGAGCUCGGUCUGCGCGCCAUGGAGAUAUUUGACGAGGACGACCUCAUGGCGGCAACGACGAGGCGUCGAGGGCGUGGGCGGCGGUACCACGGUGGACGGCACAGCGGCAGCGGCAACCCGCUGCAUCAGUUCCAACUCCCCGGGGCCGGCAACCCGCCGGCCAACCAGCAGCCGCCUAAACAGCCACCGCAAGCACAGCCACAGGCAACGUGGGCGCAAGACCAGAGCCGGUCGCCAAACCCGUCCUACCAGCCACAGAGACAGCAGCCGGGCCCCACCGAUGCCUACGGCCCGCCCCCUCCGAUGGAUCCGCAGACCCACGGGGCUUCCGCGUACGGCUCGGGCCAACCCUACGUUGCGCCGCCGAACAACCAGCGGCUGGCACCCGGCCAGGCGUAUGACCGACCUGUGGCACAGGCGUCCUGUGAUCCGCAGUACGCACAAGACGUGCCUCACUCGGCCCCAUAUGCUGGACAAUCCCAUGUGCAGUCCGGCUGGAACCCGGCCCCGGCCGAUCCAGGUGCGCCGCCGCAGCCAUACCAUGCGCCGAGCGCCUACCCGCAGAACCCUCAAGGUGGCCGGCCUUGA
Cordyceps fumosorosea ARSEF 2679 is the source of this 3927-nucleotide messenger RNA. RefSeq names its product ATPase, AAA-type, core. Gene Ontology annotation, molecular function: ATP binding; ATP hydrolysis activity. Lineage: Eukaryota; Fungi; Ascomycota; Sordariomycetes; Hypocreales; Cordycipitaceae. Bases 1 to 3927 code for a protein of 1308 amino acids. The transcript has 6 exons. The record is from RefSeq and is a predicted model, not a curated record.